Messenger RNA from Theobroma cacao (cacao), 1104 nucleotides. Lineage: Eukaryota; Viridiplantae; Streptophyta; Magnoliopsida; Malvales; Malvaceae. The record is from RefSeq and is a predicted model, not a curated record.
CUUUGUAGUUAAUAGUUCUCAAAGACUAGCGAUGGGAACCCAAAGCAACAGUGAAAAUGAGGAAUCGCAGGCAGACCACCCCGAACCCAAAUCUAUUAUUCAAACACUGGUAUCAAAGGCAAAGGACCCCAAAUCCAGGUCACUGACUAACAUUCUGGGAGGGGGAACAGUUGCGGGGUUACUGCUCUGGGAGAAUGCGAUCUCGUCGGCAACAGUGAUAUGUAUUGCAACUGAAAUAUGGGUUUUGUCGACAAUAAUCGUGGAAAACUGGAUUGCUCAAGCAUUGCUUCGAAUCAUUGCUUUCGUGCUUCUCAACCUCGUCAGUUUGGCUCUUGCGUCCGUCUUCACUGCCUUUUACCUUGACAAGUGCGUUGAAGAGAAGAUAAAUUUUUGUUUGAACAAAGUUGAAGGCUGCAGAGCAAUUGGUUCAGUAAUUGACCAGUACCGCGGAGAGUUGGACUUUGCGGGAAAGGUUAUAGGCGCUUUCGUAGAAACUCAAGGCAAGAGCCUAACAGAUACCAUAAAAAAAUCCAUUAAGAACGGUUUAGAUGGGGCAUUGUGGCCCUUAUAUGAGUCAGUUCUACAAGGUUUGGCAGCAAUUGUCAAGCCUAACUUGCCUGCAAUUUUUCAUUCAAAAAUAUGCCAAGAGUUCCUGCAGAUGCUUCUCAUGAUUUCAGAAGGAAGCCAAAAGAAGACUUUCUAUGGGGUUGUUGCUUCUCUCCAGGUUAUCUCUAUUAUGUGCAUAUUUUUCCCUCCAACCACAGUCCUGUAUAUAGGAUAUCUGUGCGUGGCGACUUUGCCAGCAUUAUGCAACAAGUUAAAGAUUUCCACUGUGCUUGAGAAGAAUUUCCAAACAAAGUUAGACAAGAUUUCUGGCAAUGAUGAGUCAGUACCUAAAAGUUCCUGAAGCUUGGCAUUAUGACAAUUUGCAUGUUCACAGUCUGAUUCCUCUGCAAUGGUUAUAAUAUUGAAUAAAAUAAUUGCAAUAAAUAAAUUUCUGUACAUAUAUCCCAUCAGAAUUUGGGAAAAUAAAUAAAUUUCUGUACAUUUCUCAUCAAUUGUUCACACAUUUCCUGUCUAUUAUAUCCAUUUAUUAUACAUUUU